This is a messenger RNA of Capsicum annuum, 1185 nucleotides long. RefSeq lists its product as uncharacterized. Bases 1 to 1185 code for a protein of 394 amino acids. The transcript has 8 exons. NCBI's taxonomy places the organism in Eukaryota, Viridiplantae, Streptophyta, Magnoliopsida, Solanales, Solanaceae. The record is from RefSeq and is a predicted model, not a curated record.
AUGGCGAAAUCAGACUUUGUGAUGGUGGAGGAUGACAGGUAUGAACAAUUUUCAUGGGGAAAGGCUUUUUUUCAAAAGCUGAUUGCAACAUGGAGACAAGAUUUUUUUGUUGAAAAACAGUUAUACUCUAUUGGGGAAAUGCCUUAUGUGUUGAAUGUUUGGAUGUAUGAAUGUUGUUCUGAGUUUGUGUACACUAAUUUAUGGCCAACUCAUGAAGAAGUACAAAGACUUGAUUUGCCAACGAUAGAAGGCGUUGAAUUAAAUGGUUAUGAAUCUGCCUUCUCACAUGAUACUUAUCUAGAUCGUUCUGAUAGCGAGAAAACACCAUCGUCUGUUUCAAGAAAAAAUAUGCCAAUAGAUCAAUUACGAAUUUCUGAUUCAGAGCGUGUUGACGCACAAACGCUAACUCCAUCAUCAUCUGGUAAGUCAGGUCAUCAGGACAAUUUUGACCAAAAGUGGAAUGAGUUGAAGUUCUUCUUAAAGUCUUAUGUUGACCAAAAAUUCACCUUCCUUCACAAAGUAAUGGUUAAACAACAUGAAGAAUCAAAUGACAGAAGAAAUAAACAACACGCUAAACUAACGAGCAUGCUGAAACACAUCAAACACACUCAUGAAAAGGAUCAACAAGAUCAAGAUGUGCAAUGUUUACAAAAGAAAGAUGUUCCAUCAAAAAAGCAGGAUUUUGAAAGAUUUAGUGCGGAUAUUGAAACUUUCACAUUAAAUGCUUUUGUCGAAGAAAUGGUGAAUCAGGAAUCGGAGGAUAUUGGAACUGCCACAUUGAAUGCUCUUGUCGAUAUAGUUGAUGAAUACUUGAGUACCAUUUCAGAAUCUGCUCAAUUGAAGAUAGAUGCUAUAAUGCAAGAUUUGGCAGCACUGGUAGAUGAUAUUCCGCUUGAAGUUGUUAAAUCGAUGGAUGAAAUAAUUAACUUGCAUUCGCUAUCUUAUAGCCAGAUUCCAUCACAUUAUCCUGAUUCAGUUUUUGUGGCUCAUCUAGUUACAAAAUCCCCUGCUAAACUAAUCAAGACUAGGUCCAGGAUUUUCAAGUCACCAUACACGACAGAUUUUGCAUCUUGUUCAAAGGCCCUAGAGGAUGAAAGCACAGAUUUCAAACAAAAAUUUACAUUUGAAGGUUAUGAAAUAUCUGACGAUAUGCCAGAUUUUGUCAUUGAAGAGUACAAGAAAUAG